Aphanomyces astaci is the source of this 1382-nucleotide messenger RNA. RefSeq lists its product as hypothetical. The coding region runs from base 30 to 1289 and encodes 419 amino acids. The transcript has a single exon. NCBI's taxonomy places the organism in Eukaryota, Oomycota, Saprolegniomycetes, Saprolegniales, Verrucalvaceae. The record is from RefSeq and is a predicted model, not a curated record.
GGUCAACUCAAUUCACAAGUGCACUUCUGAUGCCCACGACCGAGGACGAGCCGUCCUCGCCGAUUCUGACGGACACCCUGCUAGAGGACACCGCAGCCCCUGUCCGAGGUGGUCGUCCUUGGACCAUGCGGCGCAUUGUCGUCGGAGUUCUCGUCCUCAUGAUCGUGCAACUCGCCGCACGCUUCUACGUGUUUGACGUGGACGUUGCUCAAGUGCAUCACGCGGUGAGGUCGUGGCACAAGCACAUCUUUGGCGACUCGACCUCCGCUAGCCACUUCAUCUCUAGUUACGAUCCGUUCUCGUGGAUCAGCGCCAUCGCCGGGUCAGGGGGCGCGUCGUCAUUUGUGCGCGCUGCGGUGCUCUACCUCCCGUCGCACGAGCCCGAAUUCGAAAUCGAGUUCCGGUGGUUUCGUCGGUCGUGGCUCGAAAUGCAAAAGGCCGAGCCGCCGACUUGGCGCACAGACAUUGUCGUGUACAGCGACGGCAACUCGCCCGCCCUGGAAGCGCUCAAUUGCAGCGCCACAUCGCGGCGGACGUCCCGGGACGACGCCAACAUGUGCAUCCUCCACCCCACGUACACGAGCGUGUACUCGGACGCGUUUCCGUACGAGUUUGCUGACUCGGUGAACGUCGUCGGGUUGAACGGGACCGACCUCGACAUGUACGACUGGGUCCUUCGUACUGACGUCGACACGUUCCUGACCCCAGCGUUUGCCACGUGGAGGCCACCCAAAAUGGUCGUGGGCGAGGGGUCGUACUUGGGUCUGGGCUUCACGACCGGCGACCGCCUAGCGUCCAUCACUUCGUCGCUCAACUUGACCACGAUGAAUUUGGACAACGUGGGGUCCACAUGGUACGGCCCCACGUCUCUUGUGCGGACGUGUGCCAACUUGUCCAUGUCUGUGAUGCAGUACUUGUACGCAAACGAGUUUACGGACGAAGAGAAGAGCCCUGAAUAUGGCAUCAAGGGCUGGCCGCAGUGGCACAUCGGCGUCGUGUCCAUGUACGCAGGCCACAUCGCCAUCAACCACUGCACCCGCGACUUUGGGGUUGCCAAGGACGAAGACAUGCUAGACUUCCCCACCACAUCAUCCGACCCCCCUUCUCGACACGCGCACCUUCAUACGUGGCAAGACAACGAUCGAUUCAGCAAAGCCGCGUUUAUCCGUGGGGCGUACGCCCACGAAGACAGGUCCAAGCUCCGCCCGGCUCACACCAUUGUCGACUAUGCCAUGUACAUGGCACUCGACUCACAACCUACCGCCCUCCAUCCUCGUGCUCUAACCUAAUCAUUUACAUUAUCCACCUAAUAAUUUGCGUCUAGUUUACUACACUCCAUGAUGUUACGACACCAUACAUCCUUGCAUCGUGACUUCCAUUGA